Chelonus insularis is the source of this 7582-nucleotide messenger RNA. RefSeq names its product Down syndrome cell adhesion molecule 2 (gene Dscam2). NCBI's taxonomy places the organism in Eukaryota, Metazoa, Arthropoda, Insecta, Hymenoptera, Braconidae. Gene Ontology annotation, biological process: neuron migration; axon guidance; cell-cell adhesion. Bases 269 to 6061 code for a protein of 1930 amino acids. The record is from RefSeq and is a predicted model, not a curated record. Gene Ontology annotation, molecular function: protein binding. The transcript has 26 exons. Gene Ontology annotation, cellular component: plasma membrane; cell surface; axonal growth cone.
GCCGGGAGGCAAUAGACAUUCGCAAGGAUACGCGCGCGAAUUUCCCACUUGAAAUAAACUAUCUAUUAAGUUUAUACAUUAUUUUAUUGCCAAGUAAAUAAGACCGUUUUUUCAAUUUUGUAUUUUUCAUCGUGGCUUGGGAUUUAAGUUUUUUACGUGCGUGUUUACCAGAGAUAAAUCAUCCAAAAUCGUGAAAAAGCUACACACGAGUCUUUGAAAACGACCAUCGUGCCAGCAACGACGACGUCUCAUUUCACCGGCCUCGAGGAUGCUCGUCGGCUAUCUCAUCAUUGCCGGCGCAGCUGCGGUAGUUUCCUUGGCCGGUGGUCAUGGUUUCGAUGCUCACCUACGUGGUCCGAGUUUUCUCAUUGAACCUCCAUCAAGAAUUGAGUUCUCCAAUUCAAGCGGUGCCUGGCUUGACUGCGCUGCAUCCGGCAGCCCAGCACCCAACAUCGACUGGUCCACCGCCGACGGACUUCCGGCUGGUGAUGUGCCGGGUGUCAGGAGAGUACUCAGAAAUGGCACUCUCGUACUCCUUCCGUUUCAGGCUGCAGCAUUUCGGCAGGAUGUUCAUAGUGCGGCUUACAGAUGUGUUGCCAGUAAUUCAGUUGGCCGAAUACUCAGCCGUGACGUCCAAGUUAGAGCAAUUGUGACGCAGGCUUACACAGUUGAUGUAGAAGUAGUAGAAGGAGUAUCAAGGGGUUGUACAUCAAUCCUCCGAUGUGUUGUUCCAAGUCAUGUGAAAGAUCUUGUUCGCGUGGUAUCCUGGCUUCAAGAGCCAGCAUUUCAUAUAUAUCCAUCCCUUCAAGGAGAUGGAAAAUUUCAUCUCCUGCCAACAGGCGAACUUCUUAUUCACAGUCUAGAGUUCAGUGACCAGUUCUUGAGCUACAGAUGUAGAACAAUGCACAGACUGACAAGACAAGUAGUUGUAAGUUCAUCAGCCAACAUCAGGAUAGCAGAACACAGAGGAGUUAUUCCACCCACGAUUUUAGAGCACUCAGGAAUCAUUUACGUUGGCCAAGAUGAGUCAACAUCGUUGGUUUGCGUAGCCAAGGCUUGCCCUACACCUGAGUACAGAUGGUACGCACAAACUGGGGCAGAGCAAAUGCCAGUAUUAUCAGGACCACGAACACGGUUACUUGGACCAGUAUUGGCAAUCGAAGCUGUCACGUUAUCAGAUAGCGGGGUAUACCAAUGUCUAGCAUCCAAUCAUGGUGGAGAAACAAGUGCUGAACUCAGACUGGUGGUAAUGGCUCCACUGAGUGUUGAAGUAUCACCUUCACUCUUGAGUGUUCACCUUGGUGGCAAUGCUGAGUUUACUUGUAUCGUUAGUACUCAUUCCCAAGCUGGUCAACACUUUAUUACAUGGUACAAGGAUGGACGACAACUUCCUGGCGCUGGAAGACAGUCUGAGACGCUCACUCUUAAUGGGAUUGGCCGAGAAGACAGGGGAAUGUAUCAAUGUGUCGUUCGCAGAGGAGACGAUACAGCUCAAGCAUCAGCAGAGCUUCAAUUAGGAGACGCACCACCAGUUCUUCUGUACUCCUUUAUUGAACAAACACUUCAACCCGGACCUGCUGUCUCUCUCAAAUGUUCUGCUGCUGGAAAUCCAACACCUCAAGUCUCCUGGACCUUAGAUGGGUUUCCAUUACCAACAAUCACAAGAUUUGUUAUCGGGCAGCACGUCACUGUCCAUGGAGAUGUGAUAUCUCAUGUGAACAUUAGUCAAGUCAUGGUAGAGGAUGGUGGAGAGUAUUCCUGUAUAGCGGAAAACCGAGCUGGAAAGGUCGUGCAUAGUGCAAGACUCAAUGUUUAUGGUUUGCCUUACAUUCGAGUAAUUCCAAAAGUAACUGCAGUGGCCGGUGAAACAUUGCGCUUGAAAUGUCCAGUGGCUGGGUAUCCAAUUGAAGAAAUUAAAUGGGAAAGAAGUGGUCGUGAAUUGCCGGACAAUCUACGACAAAAAGUAUUAUCCGACGGCACCCUGGUGGUGUCUAGUGUUCAGAAAGAGUUGGAUACUGGAACGUAUACAUGCUGGGCGAGGAACAAGCAAGGACACAGCGCAAGGAGAUCUGGAGAUGUCACAGUGAUUGUACCCCCUAUAAUUGAGCCAUUUAACUUCCAAGAGGGACUUUCUGAGGGGAUGCGGACCCGGACGGUGUGCGGGGUUCGGGCGGGUGAUGAACCCCUCACUAUAUCCUGGCUUAAAGAUGGUCACAGUCCUUUUCAAUUAUCUCCAAAAGCCUUGUCCGACACUAGCAUCUCCCCGAUAGACUCCUUCUCCAGUCUUCUGAGUUUAUCAAACCUCGCUGCCGAGCAUUCUGGCGACUAUACCUGCGUCGCCGCGAACCCCGCCGCCGAGGUCAGGUACACGGCCAAGCUCCAGGUAAAAGUACCACCACAUUGGGUUGUCGAGCCAAUGGAUGCGAGUGUUGAACGAAAUCGACAUGUUGCCCUUCAUUGUCAAGCUCAAGGUGUUCCAACGCCAGUCAUUGUCUGGAAGAAAGGAACUGGUUCGAAAACUGGAGACUACGAAGAAUUACGUGAAAGUUCUUACACAAAAUUGUUAAGUAAUGGAACUCUAGUUCUUCAGCAUGUAAAAGAAGACAGAGAAGGUUAUUAUCUUUGUCAAGCAAGCAAUGGAAUAGGUACUGGUAUUGGAAAGGUAGUUCAACUCAGAGUUAAUUCUUCUCCUUACUUCGCUGCUCCAUCGAGACUUGUGACUGUCAAGAAAGGAGACACUGCCACGCUCCACUGUGAAGUACAUGGGGACAAACCUAUCACAAUAACCUGGAUGAAAGGUGGAAAAAUUGAAUUAAAUCCUGCUACAAAUUAUAGAGUUACUACAAAAACAGACGUUACUCCUGAUGGAGUUGAAGGACAGCUGCAAAUUUCCUCAACCGAAGCUUCAGAUAGUGGAGCGUACUUUUGCCAAGCCAGUAAUCUCUAUGGAAAAGAUCAACAGUUGGUUCAACUCCUUGUUCAAGAACCGCCUCAGCCACCUCAUGGUUUAGAAACUGCGAUGAUCGCUCCUCGAAGUAUCAACGUCAAGUGGCAGCAUAAAGCUCAGGACACUAGCGAAGUUUCCAAGUAUAUUCUACAGUACAAGGAAGGUGAUGGGGGCAUGUGGCAACAGCAAGAACUUACCGGACCACCUCUUCCUUAUGCAGCAUUAAUAGAUGAUUUGAAACCAGCAACUAGAUAUACAAUUCGAGUUAUUGCUGAAGGUUCUGCUGGCCGUUCUUCUCCUUCAGCUGAAUUAGUAGUCAGAACUGAACCACAAAGACCAGCUGGACCACCAAUUAAUAUUGCAGCAAGGCCUAUUUCCCCAACGGAAAUAAUAGUUUCCUGGUCUCCGCCUUUGCCAGAACUUCGUCACGGAGAAAUACAAGGAUUCAAUGUUGGAUUCAGAGAGUCUAGUGGAGGAAACCCAUCUUACAAUUUCACCUCUGUAGUUGGAGAUGGUGAGGAUGGAGCUGGAGAACUACGUCUAACAGGAUUAAGACCUUAUACAAGAUAUACAAUCGUUGUUCAAGCUUAUAAUCAAGUCGGUUCCGGGCCGCUGUCUGAGCCACUGCAUACACAAACAUUAGAGGAUGUACCCAGCAAACCACCGGAGGAUAUUCGUUGCACUCCAAUGUCAUCUCAAUCAUUACAAAUUUCGUGGAAAGCGCCGCCAGCUGCUUAUAUGAAUGGCAAUAUCCAGGGAUAUAAAGUAAAUUAUGAGCCAGUAUUGGUCGACUCAUGGCUUGGCAUCGAUGAGAUGGAAGUUCGAAAGACUGGAAGUAUGACUACGACGUUAGUUGGUUUGAGAAAAUAUACCAACUAUAGUAUCCAGGUUCUAGCGUAUACGAGAGUUGGUGAUGGUGUACCUUCAAGAAUACAGUAUUGCCGUACAACAGAGGAUGUUCCAGGAAGUCCAGCGGACAUAAAAGUCGUUGUAAGCUCGCCUCAAGCACUUUUUAUCUCUUGGCUUCCUCCUUUAGAACCCAACGGUGAAAUUACAAAAUACAAUCUCUAUUCAAGAAUAAUGGAUGGCCGGGAGGAAUUGAACCAUGGAAAAAGAGUUUUACCGCCUACCAACACUUUCUUUGAGGUGACAGGUCUUCAGCAAAGAGUGGAGUAUCAGUUUUGGGUCACAGCCAGCACUCGAGUGGGAGAAGGACAAAGUUCAGCAGUAGCCGCAGAGAUGCCAAAAAAUCAUGUGGCUGCUAAAAUAACAUCCUUUGGUGGACACCUAGUGAGACCAUGGAGAGGCACAGUAACGAUGGCCUGCCAUGCAGUUGGUGAUCCGACUCGACAGUGGUUUAAAGGCCUUUUAGAAGAGAUAAACACUGAUUCUGCUCGUAAUAUUCAAAUAUUACAAACGGGUGAACUUGUUAUAUCAAAUAUCCAGACACAAGACGGUGGAAAUUAUACUUGUCAAGUAGAGAAUGCUUUGGGAAGUGAUCGACUUCAUUACAGUCUUACAGUUCAAGUACCACCAAAUGCUCCAGUUCUCUAUGUUACAAGCUCCACGUCGAGUAGUGUUCUUCUACACUGGAAACCUGGCUACAAUGGUGGUUCACCUUUAACUGGAUAUACUUUACAUUAUCGGACUACUCAUGGUAGUCUUGAUGAGCUUCAAUUACCUCGAAGGGAAACUAAUCAUGAACUAAAAGGUCUUCUCUGUGGAAACAUGUAUCAUCUAUACCUAACGUCUCACAAUAAAAUAGGCAGUAGUCCACCGUCUCCAGUUCUAUCAGUACGAACGCAAGGACAAGCCCCAGGAAUUCCUCCUGCUGUAGCAUUUCUAUCACCAAAUUCGACAAGUCUUGCUCUACGGCUUCACACUUGGCCUGAUAAUGGAUGUCCAAUUACUUAUUUCGUAAUCCAAUACCGUCCGAUCAAUGAAUUUCACUGGACACUCGUAUCCAAUAACGUUCAAAUGCAGAGAAGGUUUAUCGUGACAAAUUUACAACCCAGUACUGCAUACCAGUUAAAAGUGGAAGCUUACAAUGUUGCUGGAAAUAAUCAGGCCGAGUUUAGCUUCGUCACAUUGACAAAAGACGGAGAGCCACCACCCCCUGAACUAUCUGAACGUGGAAUCUCUGCAGCUCUUCCAUUUUAUGCAGAUGUGCGGGUGAUGUUGCCUAUGAUAAUCGCUACAUUUGCAUUAGUGGCAGUCUGUGCGAUUAUUGUGGUGAGAUGGAAAACUCGACAAUUGGGGGACCGGCAGCAGCGGCCGAUGAAGGAGACCCAAGAGAAUCAGCAGAACGCCGAGACUCAGAGAGAACGGUAUUACGCGACUAUUCACAAGGUCGCUCUUCAGCAGGCUGCCAACGCCGGCGGGCCGGACAAGAUUCCAGAGACAGCGGAGGACAUCUCGCCGUACGCUACGUUCCAGCUUUCGGAGGGGGGCGGGGGAAGCCUGGCAGGGUUGGGAGGGUUGGGAGGUCUGGGCGCCGCGGCGGAAGCUUCAGCGGCAGGACUCCAUCCCAACAACACUCUUCUUCACAGCUUCAUGUAUCACGAGCACGCGAUGACGGAAGGGUGCGCGAGUCCACCACCUCCGGCGACGAGUAUGAAGAGUGUGUCAUCGCGACGACGUCAACAGAGGAAGCAGCAUACUCCCGGAGACGACAGCGACGAGAGCGAAUCAGAUCCGGAUCAGCUGACGCGAUCCAGGACAGAGUCCUCCAAUCAACUGGAUGCCGGCAAGCUCAAGCACAUUCGAGCAGUUUCGGACUUCAUCUACCACGGUACGUCGAGCACUUCGUCGGAUAUCUCUCCCAUGUGCGAGCAGAAAUCUUUACCAAGACGGGGACGGUCCAGAUGGCACGUUCCCAGCAGGAGUUCUCUGCGGAUGCUGCUUCCGCCGAGCAUGUCAGUGGCUGAGACAGCGUUCGUCAGUAGUCAAGGAAAUGUACCCGGAAGUGGAGAUAGGAGUGAUCGACCGGAGCUGAGUGAAGCUGAGUGUGAUAUUGAUUCACUGAAGAAGCCUAAACUUGGAUUGAGAAGCUCGCUAUGGUCCAGGCCGAGUACUCAGAAUAAUCCUUCUUCGGACUACUCAAUUGCCGUCUAAAUUACCUUGAAUCCUCUCUGAUGUCUGCUAGUCAACAGUCUAUGGCACUUUUAUGGAAUGUUGAGCACUCGUCGUGGUAGACAAUUUUAUUAAAAUAUUUUCUCCAAGCAUUUUUGGAGACUGGUGAUAGACUGAACAUGUCGACCAUUCACUAGUUGACUUCAAGCUGCCAAGAUUAUGAUCCAAGUCUUCCUUUGUAUAUUUUUUGGAUCUGUCAGGUCAACUUUCCUACGUUUUCACUGCCAAAAACAAAGUAAAGUACGACUUUCUUUAUCGAUACAGUCGUUAAAUUAAAUCAUCGAAAUUUAUACUCAUUCAUUUAACUUAUAUACCCACGACGAGAUGCAAGAAUAAAUGAAAGAAUGGCUGUAAUUACAUAAACAAACAAUUAAUUAUGAUUAAUGAUUCAUUAAAUGAUGUAUACAUGGUAUAAUUGAUGUGUGCCAAAUGACAAUUUGCUCAGACCGCUUGAGGUAAUGUCUCAAGCGGACGACCCAUCCGAGACCAAAGACUUAUUCCAAAUAUUCGUACGGAUUGGUGCAGCUUUUUAGUCAAUGCACCUAUCUAUUAGUAUCAUUAGGUUUAUUGAUGAAUUAAUUGAUUUAUUAACUGAAAAUCUGAAUUUAUCCAAAGGAAAAUGAGAACAAAAAAAUUGUAAAAAAAAUAAAUAUGUAGUAGGAGAUGUAAAAUGGAACGAAAGUGAUUCUGAUAGGCAUUUUUCGUUGUGCAUUAAAUACACGACGAACUCACAAUGUUGCUCUGUUUCAUUGUAAAGUUUAUAAUACGUACGAAUAUAAACGUUGAUUAAUUUAAGUCCGUUAUAAUUAUAAGACUUUUAAAAGCGCGCGAAGGACAAGGCCGGCGGCGGCUGAUUAAUCCGUUGUAAAUUUAUCACAAGUUAAUCCAUGUUAGAUAAAUUAAAAAUUAAUAAAAUGCAUAAGAGUGGAAUAAUAGAUGGAGAAUAUUAAUUCUUACAAAUAUCUAUGUAUGUACGCGUGACUAAAAAAAAAUGUAUAUACGAGAUAUAAAAAAUAUCGUCAAUCAAAGUAAAUUUAAAAAUUGUUUUUAAAAUGUUUUUGUACAUUUUUUUCUUAUCGCGCGCUCUUACAAUCUUUUUUCUAUGUCUAGUUGAUAUCACAAUUUUCUCUCAAAAAAAUUAAGUCAAACUUAUAACAUAUGUUUAAGUGAGAGACUGUGAAUUUUAUUUAUGAAACAUGAAGGGGCUACUAAUCAAAUGAAUGAUAAUAUAAAAUUAAUUAAAUUGUACAAUAAUAAAGAAAAUCAGAAGUAAAAAUGGAGAAUGCUUGUUGAGAGAAUUUUUUUUGUAUGUAUUGAGACCACAAAAUGUGGAGUACUUUUGGAGUUGACUAUUAUAUUGUGUAUAAUGAACAUUGUUUUAAAAUAUUAUAUCGAUCAUAGAGUCGAUUAAAUAAAUUGAUAUCGUGUAAGAUCAUAUUUCGAAGACUUUUUAAUAUUAUAAUUUUAUUUGAAUUUUUUAAUGUAUUCAAUUGUAUUAUAAAG